This is a messenger RNA of Rattus rattus (black rat), 1884 nucleotides long. RefSeq names its product thromboxane A synthase 1 (gene Tbxas1). The transcript is spliced from 13 exons. The record is from RefSeq and is a predicted model, not a curated record. Bases 153 to 1754 code for a protein of 533 amino acids. Lineage: Eukaryota; Metazoa; Chordata; Mammalia; Rodentia; Muridae. Gene Ontology annotation, molecular function: monooxygenase activity; thromboxane-A synthase activity; heme binding.
AGAGCCCUUUUGGGGGACUCACUGGAUGGGAUGUUUGCUCAUUACAUAUUCCUUCCUUCAUUGCCUACACACAGCUCAGGACUCCUAUAAGGGCAGGAGAUCAACACGCUCUCUCCUCCUAGGAAGAACCCCUCUGGGGUCUCAGAGGAAAAAUGGAAGUGUUGGGGCUUCUCAAGUUCGAAGUCAGUGGUACCGUAGUGACUGUGACUCUGUCCGUGGUUCUCUUGGCCCUCCUGAAAUGGUACUCCACAUCAGCGUUCUCAAGACUGAAGAAGUUGGGCAUCAGACACCCUGAGCCUUCUCCUUUUGUUGGAAACUUGAUGUUUUUCCGCCAGGGCUUUUGGGAGAGCCAUUUGGAGCUCCGAGAGCGAUAUGGGCCCCUGUGUGGGUACUAUCUUGGCCGUCGGAUGUACAUUGUCAUUUCAGACCCAGACAUGAUCAAGGAGGUGUUGGUUGAGAACUUCAGUAACUUUUCCAACAGAAUGGCCUCAGGUCUGGAACCCAAGCUGAUAGCAGACAGUGUCCUGAUGUUACGUGACAGAAGAUGGGAGGAAGUCAGAGGUGCCCUGAUGUCUGCAUUCAGUCCUGAAAAAUUGAACGAGAUGACACCUCUCAUCAGCCAAGCCUGUAAACUUCUCCUGUCUCACUUAAAACACUCUGCGGCAUCCGGGGACGCAUUCGACAUCCAGAGGUGUUACUGCUGUUUUACCACAAAUGUGGUGGCCAGUGUGGCCUUUGGCAUCGAGGUGAAUUCCCAGGAUGCUCCAGAAGAUCCCUUUGUGCAACACUGCCAGCGUGUUUUUGCUUUCAGUAUCCCAAGGCCUCUCCUGGCUUUAAUUUUAUCAUUUCCAUCCAUAAUGGUCCCAUUGGCCCGGAUUCUGCCCAAUAAGAACCGAGAUGAACUGAAUGGCUUUUUUAACACACUCAUUAGGAAUGUGAUUGCCUUACGGGACAAGCAAACAGCAGAAGAGAGGCGGGGAGACUUCCUGCAGAUGGUGUUAGAUGCCCAGCGUUCCAUGAGCUCUGUGGGUGUGGAAGCCUUUGACAUGGUCACAGAAGCCCUGUCCUCUGCUGAGUGCAUGGGGGACCCACCCCAAAGGUGUCAUCCUACAUCCACAGCUAAGCCUUUAACUGUGGAUGAGAUUGCGGGCCAGGCCUUCCUCUUCCUCAUCGCUGGCCACGAGAUCACCACAAACACGCUCUCCUUCAUCACAUACCUGCUGGCCACCCACCCUGAGUGCCAGGAGAGGCUUCUGAAAGAGGUGGACCUCUUCAUGGAGAAGCAUCCAGCCCCUGAGUACUGCAACCUGCAGGAAGGUCUGCCCUAUCUGGACAUGGUGGUUGCAGAGACCCUGAGGAUGUACCCACCAGCUUUCAGGUUCACACGGGAGGCAGCACAGGACUGUGAGGUGCUGGGACAGCACAUCCCUGCAGGUUCUGUGCUGGAGAUUGCUGUGGGUGCCCUACACCACGACCCAGAGCACUGGCCGAACCCUGAGACCUUUGACCCUGAAAGGUUCACAGCAGAAGCCCGGCUUCAGCAGAAGCCAUUCACAUACCUGCCUUUUGGAGCUGGUCCCAGGAGCUGCCUUGGAGUACGGCUGGGGCUGCUGGUGGUCAAGCUGACACUGCUCCAGGUCCUACAUAAGUUCUGCUUUGAAGCCUGCCCUGAGACUCAGGUUCCACUUCAGCUAGAAUCCAAAUCUGCUCUAAGCCCCAAAAAUGGAGUCUACGUCAAGAUUGUGUCACGCUGACAUAGAAGGCAGGUGUGAAAGAGGAAGCACUUUGUAAUGGUGACGUCUGUGCAUCACUGUUAGGAGGGCGCCAUUUAUGUCACAGUUCUAAAUGUUGAAUAAAUGUUUGUCAUGCUUCGUUUUGACAUUA